Molecule: messenger RNA, 1870 nt
Organism: Trematomus bernacchii (emerald rockcod)
Lineage: Eukaryota; Metazoa; Chordata; Actinopteri; Perciformes; Nototheniidae
Product: transcription factor HES-2-like
Exons: 4
Coding region: 29-640 (203 amino acids)
Biological process (GO): regulation of transcription by RNA polymerase II; regulation of neurogenesis; anterior/posterior pattern specification
Cellular component (GO): nucleus
Molecular function (GO): RNA polymerase II cis-regulatory region sequence-specific DNA binding; protein dimerization activity; DNA-binding transcription factor activity, RNA polymerase II-specific
Source: RefSeq, a predicted model, not a curated record
CUUCUCUGGCACAAAGACGAAACUGAAAAUGUCUCCAAACAUGAUUUGCGAAACUCUCCCAUCUUUUUCUCCAAGGCUCACUGUGGCCAAAAGAAAAGAGGCUCUCGAGCUCAGAAAGACAAUGAAACCUUUGAUGGAAAAAAAAAGGCGCGCUCGUAUCAACGACAGCCUGAACCAUUUGAAAAACCUCAUCAUUCCCCUCACUGGCAGAGAUAAGACUCGCCACUCCAAGCUUGAGAAAGCUGACAUCCUGGAAAUGACUGUGAGAUUCCUCAGCGAAAUUCCCCCUGUUAGCACGAAAAAUACUGCAGACAGUUACAGAGAAGGCUUCAAAGCCUGCCUCCAGCGCGUCUCCACUAUGCUUCCCAAAACAAGCCUGGAUCAAGACGCGUGUCAGCGGGUGAACGAAUUCGUUCAGCAGUCCUCCUCCGCCACCGUCACCCCAACCUGCCUGCACUGCUGUGCUCAGAGCUCCAGGACUCUCCCUCAGAUGCAGCAGAAACUCCUGACCCUCAAAUCCAGCUUCAGCUCCAGAUUGGAGAGCCAGUCCCGCGGCAGCAGCAGCAGCAGCGCAGUGGCUCCCAGCCGCGCGCAGCCCGGCCCACAGGCAGUCAGCGCUUCCAUGUGGAGACCUUGGUAGAUUUCUGAUGGCGGGGUCUCCCUAAAGCCUGUGAAAAGACUGUAAAGUGUUUCAUAUGUAGGCAGCAUGUCAAGAAAGUAUCACUUGUAAAUAUGCACAGUGAUUCACCGCCUCGCUUCCGUUGAUGAAAAGCCAGAAUUCAUCGUUUAAUCGAAUCGGUUGAGUAUUAUAUACUUACGUUUAGCGCGAGUCUUUUGUCCUGUAUAAGUUGACAAGUUUAGACAGUCGUAUUUUUUUAAAUCUGCAUGUAUGUAUACGGUAAAUAUUUAGUCCACUUCGCGGACUAAGUGAUUAAGGGCCAUUAAAACAGCCCUGUAAGACCCAAAGGGUCAGUCUGUAAGAAUUUGCACGAAAAACUUCAGAGUACUGAGUCUGUGCAGAUGAACCCUGUAGACAUAUAUUAUGUCAAUGUAAGUAUCUCUGUUGGGAUUUGUUUUAUUUUUGCUAUUUAAAGCAAAUGUUGUAUAUAUGUUGUUCAAAGAAAAAAUAAAACUACAAUGUAGUUGUAAUAUAUUGUGUUGGGUUUUCUUCACACUUUAUGGUCAUUUGCCAGAAUUUUCCAGAAUAUUCGUUUUAAGUAUGGAAUCUUUACGCACAGCCAUAAAGUGAUGUCCUUAUAUGGAAAGCAUUAUUUCGUUGGCACAUUUCAAACACAAGGAUACAUGUACCUUUUUUAUAUUACAGGCACCUAAUUCACACCAAAAACCAAACAGCAUAACGCACACACGAACUAAUGUGUGCUAAGAUGCAUUGUAUUGAAAAGCAACAUAAAACAUUUUGUGAGCCUCCUUCCAACAAUAGGAUCAUGGAAACUAAAGCAUCUCCAGACUUUAAACUGGACCUUAGCAAAGGGCCAUGCUAAACAUUUGUCCUUAUAUGGAUCCUCUUUCUGUUUAAUGAACAAAAGCCCGUGAGGAACAUCUGUGAGGCAGACUGAACAGAAUAAAAACCGUUAGUCGGUGUGACCUCGGGAUGGAUGUUGCGGUCACGAGACACUGCCCCUGCCCUUAUUGUAAUGCAGUAAGUGCGGUCUCUGCUGCCCUCCUUGGAUGGUUGUAGGUAUCGACAUGGUGAUGGUGUCUAUUUCCGUUUCACAAUCCUGUCUUACCCAUUAGCUCUUUGGAAAGCACAGGCCAAUACAUGAUGUAGGCUUAGUGGUUGUCUUUGAAUAAACAUUAUUUGCAAAACAAUUUAGCCACACACACGCUCUUUGCGUUUCUGUGAAGUCCA